Corticium candelabrum is the source of this 1092-nucleotide messenger RNA. RefSeq lists its product as uncharacterized. Lineage: Eukaryota; Metazoa; Porifera; Homoscleromorpha; Homosclerophorida; Plakinidae. The coding region runs from base 259 to 921 and encodes 220 amino acids. The record is from RefSeq and is a predicted model, not a curated record. The transcript is spliced from 8 exons.
AUGCAGAUCUGAUGUUACAGUAGCAUCUGUGAAAUGCGAGGCCCGCGCAUGGGGCCUGGGUGUACAAGGCUCGUUCAUCCAGAGCCGUAUUCUAACAUUUGUGUGUUCAGCAAUAGCACUGAGGUUGUCUAGCCUAGGACAUCUAAGAAACUUACUAAAAAUAAAUUUUAAAAAUUAUGUAUAUAUAAAUUUAUAAAUUAUAGAAACUCAUUUGUGCAUUUCCGUGUCACGUGAUCGUACUCACGUGCGUCCUGUAGGAUGACAAGCUUUUUGGCUCAUUUCUUGAAGUGCGUUCUUCCUAACAUUAUAAGCGUCGUGUCGGCCUUCGUCGCCUUCGUCUGCAUCGCAGCAAUUCUCCUCGGCGGAGCGUACGACGACGCGAAGAAGGAGUGGGAACGCGAAACGAAAGAGAAGCAGAUUCCGGCCUGCGGGUCACGUGACAAGUGUGCCACCGACACACAGGAAAACGACUUGAAAUACGCAGCGGACGAUAGUGAGGGCAACGGUUACGACGAGUUGAACUUUGGUGAUGCAGACGGAGUCCUGCCAGAUGACGUUGGAGAUUUGUAUCUGGCUGGAGAAGCAUUGGACCCUGGAAGCAUUGAGGUUGUGGAAGAAGAUUUUACCGAAUGGGAUAUUCGCAAGUCAGUCGAACUAAUGGAUGAUGCAUUAGCGGAAUCGGAUCGUGAGCUGAUGAAAUUCUUGGACGAGCAGCAGCAACGCAAAUCGCUCAUACAGCAGACGAAAGACCUUGAACAAAAGAUUGCAGACAUGAAGAAAGAGCAUGAAGACAAAGUGAAAUUGAUAAAGAAAAAGCGACAGCAACUAAAUGAUCUAAUGAAACAACAACAGCAGCAACAGCCCAAGAAGAAACCGAAACGAAAACCUGGAGCAAGACUGAGUGGAGUACCUCGUGGUUGAUUCUCAACUUUCUCUUUCUGUCUAUCAAAGCACAGAUUAAUCCUACAGUCAGUACUAAUUUACAGAAGUCUAGAUUUCAUUCGAUUGAUUUUGUGCUUCGAUUUCUGCACGUCUUGCUACGCUCGAGUUUAGUCGUAUUUUAUUUAUUUGACAAGAAGUUGGAGGUUCUCA